Molecule: messenger RNA, 2735 nt
Organism: Drosophila persimilis
Lineage: Eukaryota; Metazoa; Arthropoda; Insecta; Diptera; Drosophilidae
Exons: 6
Coding region: 116-2683 (855 amino acids)
Source: RefSeq, a predicted model, not a curated record
UAUCGCGAAAAAGCUCAAGGCUAGACUAACGGCUGGAGUUCAUUACAAAAAACAUCAAAAUAUAAACAAACAUGAAGAUCUAUUAUAACUAUCAAUGCUGAAAUACUGACUUGCAAUGAAUUGGAAUCGAAGAAAUACCAGUGAAAUAUCAAUACACAACUAUCCCGAACACUUGAAUCCGUUUUACGAAAAUGAUAAUCAUAAGCGUCUCCGAUUUUGGAAUUUUAGCAAAGAGGGGAACAAUAAAAGAAGGAGCUUUUCAAUUGGAAAUUUGAAAAAUAUAUGGUCUUCCUAUUCGCUUUCUCCCAAAAAAUCAUCGACAUUGGGCAUAAAUAAAACAUCCGAAAGCCCACCGAUAUUACGGAAAAAUGUAAACAAUAAUGCUUGGAAAAUGCGUGAAAAUGAUUUGGAUAGUAGUACUCCAAAUCUAAAGGGCUUCGGCGAAGAAUUUCAUAGAAGGUCUUUGCAGCAUAUCGAUACAACAAGAAAUUCUGAUUUAAAUGUGUUUUUUAAUCGAAAUGAUGAUUAUCGAAGAACUACUCAGUUUUCUGGACACUCAUCUCCGAAGCAGUUUACAAGAUUAUCGCAGUCUAGUUUGUCAAGUAAUAAUCCGUUCGAAUGCGAAGUCAACACAGAUUUCAACAUUCCAAUAAGUAAUAAAAAGUAUCGGAAAAAAAGGCGAGCUCCACAGCCACCUUCCCCAUUGCAAAGUGAUAUUGAAAAUCUUUCAAUUAAUGAUAACGGAGGACUUGACAUUAAAUCACUUGCGAAUGAAAUAGAACUGUUUGUUAAUGAGAGAUACGAAUCCCCGAUAAAUUCUGAUGCAAAGAGGGAACAACAACAUCUGAUUGACCAAAAUAUACAAAAACCAUCAUUGGCUCCUAUAGCAUCGGAUAUCGACGUUAAAUUGAGUGCGACUAAAAACCCCGUCAAAGAUACCACAACUAAUAGCAUAGAAAAUGUUAUAUAUGGAAAAGGGGAAUUGUCAAAUAACAAAGUUAUAGUACCUGGGGUUGUUGGCAACACAUUAACAAAUUGCAAUAAAAACCAGCCAAAUGAAAUACAUCCACAUGGAACAUUGGAGUGUACUGAAGAUAUUGAAGCAAAUGCUUUAACUAUAAAAGAUUUGGUUCUUCCAAUCACCAAGCACUUAAAUAAAACUAUAACAAAUGAGAACAAUUUUGAAGAAAAUCGUAUUUCAAAUACUAAUACUAAAUUACAGAUAGAGAGAUACGAAUCUCUGAUAACUUCUGAUGCAAAGAGAGAAAAACAAAAAAUAGAAAAACGAUCAUUGGCUCCUAUAGCAUCUGAUAUCGAUGUUAAAUUGAGCUCGACUAAAAACCCCGUCAAAGAUACUACAAUAAAGAGCCGAAAUGGCAUAGAAAAUGUUAUUUCUGAAAAAAGGGAUUUGUCAAAUAACAAAGAUAUAGUGGCUGGGUUUGUUGGUAACACAUUAACAACUUACAAUAAAAACCAGCCAAAGGUAAUACCUCCACAUGGAACAUUGCAGAGUACUGAAGAUAUUGAAGCAAAUGCUUUAACUAUAAAAGAGAUGGAUCUUACAACCACCAAACCCGUAAAUAAAACUUAUAACAAUGAAAACAAUUUUGAAGAAAACCCUAUUUCAAAUAUUAAUAGCAAAUUACAGAUAGAGAUAUACGAAUCUCCGAUAAAUUCUGAUGCAAAGAGGGAAAAACAAAAUCUAAUUAACCAAAAUAUAGAAAAACCAUCAUUGGGUCCUAUAGCAUCGGAUAUCGACGUUAAAUUGAGUGCGACUAAAACCCCCGUCAAAGAUACUACAAUAAAGAGCCGAAAUGGCAUAGAAAAUGUUAUAUGUGAAAAUAGGGAUUUGUCUAAUAACAACUAUAUAGUGGCUGGGUGUGUUGGUAACACAUUAACAACUAAUAAUAAAAACCAGCCAAAGGUAAUACAUCCACAUGGAACAUUGCAGUAUACUGAAAAUAGUGAAGCAAAUGGUUUAACUAUAAAAGAUUUGGAUCUUACAACCACAAAACACGUAAAUAAAACUUAUAAAAAUGAAAACAAUUUUGAAGAAAAUCCUAUUUCAAAUACUAAUACCAAAUUACACAAGCAUGACCAAGAACAAGACCACCCUAUUUCAAAAGGUAAUAAUAGAAAAUAUCAAUAUGACAAACCUUACACAUGGAAAGAAAAUCAAAAUUUUACUGUUUCAGAGGAAACCAACAACCUUCCAAAUUUAAUGAAAAAGUUUGCGUUGAACGAAUCUGUAUCAUAUUCUAAGAACAAUGUUUAUGAUAAUACUCCUCAAACUUCAACAUCAACAGAUCACAAUUCAAACCAAUUGAGCCUACAAAAAUCAUUAAAUAAAGCUAUUGAAUCUAUAAAUCGUAAUCAACAGCUGUUAAAUGAAAGUGCAGCCAAAGGAACAAAAUUAAACCUUACAUAUUUGAGUCAGUGUGAUGAAACAAAAUUUGUCUACGCAAAUGAAUUAAAUAGCCCAAACGUUAGAUGUUCGGAGCCGGAAUCAAAAAAUAUUUCAAACUUCACUUCUAAUACCGACGAAAUUUUAUCAAAAACUGAAAAUAAUAUCUUUUAUAAAACAAAAAUAUUGAAAACGACGGGUCAGUACAGAGAGUCAUCCCCAACGUCAUCAAACUUAGAUUGGAACCCUUUACCAAAGCCAAAGCGAACUAGUCAUUAAGAAGCUUUAAUUGUACAGAGUCCUUUCCAAUAAAUAAAUUGAUCUACAUAUA